GAAAGUUUUAUAUGACCGGCAUUACAAUUCCUUUUGCUCACGUGAGUACAACUGACAGUUAUUUAUGUCUGGUGUAUAUGUCUGGUAGGGUCGGUGGUCAUUUAAACUAGUUGCCUGGCGAGCAUGCGCGGCCACAAUGUACUUUUUCAUGGUCGACAGAAUCGCUGUCCAAUGCGAUCAAAUCCCCGAAAGGUGGUAACGAUCGGCAAUGCAAACACGGGUGAAAACUCAUAUGCCCACCACUCCAAUUUCGAGGUAAAAAAUGCUGUUGUCAACUUGCAUUUGUUACUGUCUUCACGGUUUAAAAUUACAGUUAGGUCUUUCCGUUAUUGAUCGUUUGACAUUUUCGACACUUAGCUCUAUCCGUAACGAAACCCUUCGAGACCUUUGAAGCUUUUAUGACCCAAAGAUGCUUUACUCGAUGCCUGAAUAUCGAGCCGACAUUUUGGGCCGCGCUCUAAAUGAGGUGCCUAUUACGGACUUUCUCGGCUCGAUACUUGACGUGCACCGUCACUUUGAAGUGGAAGUCUAUUCAAGUACUAUGAACGUAAAGGCCAGCGUCGCGGUAAAAACCGAUGAUGCUAAUAGUGCGCAAAGUUCUAAGCCGACAAAUGCGUCGGAUUUUUAAUUUAGAAGCGAAUAUUUCGUUGGCUGUGUAUGACGAUGAAAGCAGUCUAACGUCUGAAUCAGCGUGGAGUGCUACAGCAUUCGGAAGUAGUGUGCAUGCAUUUCUGAUUUACUAGCCAAGUUGUCAAAGUAGCCAAGACGAAAACCAUGAGACCACGCGAGAAUUCGAGACAGACACACAGCGCUCUACUCCAGCUUUUUGCGCUAGUUCCGCAGUCACGAUCGUGGCGUCACCGCACAGUUUUCCAUUACCUCGUUGUCGCCAAAUGCAACUACGGUUGAUGCUGUCAUACAAUGUUUAAGGCUGCGUUCUAUGCCCUUUUUGACGGUGGAAGCCGCUUCAGUAUUUUUUGAGUGUCUCCCGUCCGCUCGUUCGCUGAUUUAUCCACAGUGUUAGGUGAUCGUGUCUUCAAUCUCUUCAACAACGAGUUGAAACGUCUUGUCAAAGUCCGAUACCAGGUGUUCGACAAUUUAUCCAACGCCUUGAGGUAGUCUACGGAAUCUACGUGUGCAAUCUGUAGUUGCUCUACAUUAUAAUUUAACUUAAUCAAUUUCUUCAAUCUGUCCAUUUCGGAGGAUUCAUGGAUAGCCGAUUCUGGAUGAAUCGAAAGACUUCGUUCUUCGUUAGCUGAAUGAGUAUGGACGCGAUUCAAAGGCGUUUUCUCGUUUGAGGAAAUAGCCGAUGCUGACAAGUGUACCUGCUGUUUAUCCACAAUUCUAUCACGACAAGGCCCUAAAUAAGCCAUCGUGACAUUAGAUCGGCAGUUAGUCGCCUGAAAGAUGCACGCGUUCUGGUAAGUUUUGUUGUCGAAACCGCACACAGGAGCGUAGUCAUCAUUGCAUAGUGCGUCAGUACACGGUAAUGUAUUGCGAUAAAAACGAGAGCAUUUUCGUGGUGAUCAUCGAUCACAGAGGCAGUAGCACAAGAUGACGUGACGGUAACAGCAACAAACGGGAAAGUUACAGAAAGCUUCAUGCUCAGCUUAGUUGGAGGCAAUGGAGUAGGGAUAGAAAUGAUGACCUCAGGCGAAGACCAUGUGAAUCUGCG
Plasmopara halstedii is the source of this 1675-nucleotide messenger RNA. RefSeq lists its product as hypothetical. The transcript has a single exon. The coding region runs from base 410 to 628 and encodes 72 amino acids. Lineage: Eukaryota; Oomycota; Peronosporomycetes; Peronosporales; Peronosporaceae. The record is from RefSeq and is a predicted model, not a curated record.